Clupea harengus (Atlantic herring) is the source of this 1324-nucleotide messenger RNA. It is a transcript of the gene nebl, whose product is annotated as nebulette. Gene Ontology annotation, molecular function: actin filament binding. Gene Ontology annotation, cellular component: focal adhesion. NCBI's taxonomy places the organism in Eukaryota, Metazoa, Chordata, Actinopteri, Clupeiformes, Clupeidae. The record is from RefSeq and is a predicted model, not a curated record.
AGCUCACAAGCUGGUCUGCAGUAGGCUGGAACUGAACAGCACCGAGUGAGCAGAGUGCUUUUGCUAAUUGUGUAGGCUAUUUGUCUCAUAUUCCUCAGUAUAGGCGACCGUGUGGAUCAGCGGGGACGGUCCAUGUGAUACUCAACUGAUAGUCUAAGAUAAGACUUAUUUGUGAAGUUGGCUACAUUUUAACAGAUUGUGCUUAGAGCUGAACUAAAAUGAAUCCAUCCUGCGCUCGUUGUGGCAAAGUUGUCUACGCGACUGAAAAAAUAAAUUGCCUAGAUAAGUACUGGCACAGAGGAUGUUUCCACUGCGAAGUGUGCCGAAUGUCUCUCAACAUGAAUAACUAUAAAGGCUACGAGAAGAAGCCCUACUGCAAUUCACACUACCCCAAACAAACAUUCACCAUUGUGGCAGACACCCCAGAAAAUCUGCGUCUGAGACAACAGAGUGAGCUGCAGAGUCAGGUCAAAUACAGGAAGGACUUUGAGGAGAGCAAGGGGCGGGGGUUCAGUUUUGUUGUGGACACACCCGAGCUGCGAAGACUAAGGAGGACCCAGGAACAGAUCAGCAAUGCUAAAUACCAUCAGGACUUUGAGCUGUCAGGAGUUCAAGGUCUCUCCCAAGGCAUCUGUGGUGGACAUUACCUGGUUCGAGCACAAGUGAUGCCAAACAAGCAAGAAGUUGGGAACUCAUCACACAAGGGUGUUCAUCAGUACAUCAUGGAGAUGGACCGCAGGCCAGGCAUUAUUGUGGCCCCUGUUCUCCCCGGGGCAUACUACCCAAGUGGACACACUCAAGGCCACAGCUACAUGCACCAGACCAGCAUGCACUCCCUUCGAUCAGUAAAGCACAGGGCACACCCCACAAUGAGUGUGUACAGAGCUCUGUAUGACUACACGGCACGGGACACUGAUGAGGUUUCCUUCAGGGAGGGCGACAUCAUCCAGCACGCACAGCCCAUCGACGACGGCUGGAUGUACGGUACCGUGCAGAGGACCAGCCGCUCUGGCAUGUUGCCUGCAAACUAUGUAGAAGGCAUUCGCUAAACUAGAGAGCUGAUCCAUUACACUGGGUAUUUCAUAACAGUCCAACUGUAUGCAGGACCAAAUUGUAAUGUACCGUUACCGUUCUUUGACAGCCUGUGUUAAUUAGGCUUUCGUGAACUUUGCAGACAAUAUUGUAAGUGUAAUGGUUGACAGUUACAUCAUGUCUUUGUUGUAUUUCAAUUGUGUAUGGUCUCUUAUGCUGCACAGAUUUAAGAGAGAAGAGUUUUACAAUCAUAUUCAUGAUGCAGAGAAAUGGACAAAGGGCAAGUUUAAUA